This is a messenger RNA of Pygocentrus nattereri (red-bellied piranha), 3036 nucleotides long. Its product is annotated as dystrophin-related protein 2-like. The transcript has 24 exons. Gene Ontology annotation, biological process: synaptic signaling. Lineage: Eukaryota; Metazoa; Chordata; Actinopteri; Characiformes; Serrasalmidae. The coding region runs from base 38 to 2944 and encodes 968 amino acids. Gene Ontology annotation, cellular component: plasma membrane. Gene Ontology annotation, molecular function: zinc ion binding; protein binding. The record is from RefSeq and is a predicted model, not a curated record.
CAUCAGUUCGGUUGGAUUUCAUGCAGAUAUCAGCGUCAUGAGUGAGGAUAAAGGUGUUGUUGAAUCAGCUCCGAGAUUGCCGCCCAGAAAAUCCAUACACAAUCCCACCCACACUCCACUGUGGGACCCAGCACACACACUCCAGCACAGGAGCGCAGUCAGAGACUCCGUGAGAGACGGUGGGCAACUCUCAUCACAGUGGACAUCCCCAGCACUGAGAAAUGGACACCAUGAAACUGUACCAGAAGGCCACACAGUGUGUAGAACACGAGCACAACAUAGUCUUCAGUUGUCUCUCCAGGACCUCAUUAGCUGGCUGGCUGUAAAAAAGGCAGAGCUAGAGGAGCCUUGGCCUCUGGGAGGCGAUCUUAAAACCCUACAACAUCAGAGACAACAACACCAGUUCAUCGAGGAGGAGCUAAACUCUAGGACGUCUUUUGUGCACACUGUACUGGAGGCAGCUCAGGACUUCCUCUCACAGCACCCCCUAGUGGAAAGUACCAGCCACUCCACAGAAGUGUGUGUGGAAACAGCCGUGGGGGAGUGUGUGCGGCAUAUUAUGCAAACGGCGGAGGCUCAGUGGCGGAGCAUGUUGCAACACUGCAGUGACCGCAGGAGGCGGCUAGAGGGCACUGUGAGGGGCCUGGAGGAGCUACAACACGGCGUGGAGGAGAUACAGCGAGAUAUAGAGGAAGCUCAAGGAGUCCAGCAGGCCUGGGAACCACUGGGAGAGCUACAAAUAGAAACACUGCAGGACCAUGUGAACGCUAUCAGGUUGUUUGAAGAGGAGUUGAUUCCUGUGAGGGAGGGGCUAAAGCAUUUGAACAUGUUAGCCCACCAGCUGUGCAAUACAGGUGUGUGUCUGACUGAACACGACACAAACAGACUUCACAACCUCAACACGGAUUGGACACUAUUGCAGGAGUGUAUACAGGAGAGAUUGAAAGAGCUGCAGGAAGCACUUACAGACUUUGCCCCCACAUGCCAACAUUUCCUGUCAGGUUCUGUACAGAGUCCAUGGGAAAGAGCCGUAUCCGCCAGCAGCGUGCCCUACUACAUCAAUCACAGUGCACAGAGCACUAGUUGGGAUCACCCACGGAUGAUCCAGCUCUAUCAGUCUAUGGCUGAUCUCAGUGAGAUUAGAUUUUCAGCCUACAGAACAGCAAUGAAGUUGCGACGUGUGCAAAAGGCCUUAAAGUUGGACUGUAUUUCUCUAAGCUCAUUGGUGGCAGAGCUCCAGAGUGAUGUGGGGGUCAUGCAGGGGUCAGAGGUCACAGGCUCAGGGAGCGGGGUUGUGGAGGUUCAGGAGGUUGUUGACUCGUUGACCUCUCUUUAUGAACACAUGGAGCAGGAGAAAGGCAUGAUGGUCGAUAUCCCGCUGUGUGUGGAUAUGUGUCUCAACUGGCUGCUCAGCGUUUAUGACAGUGGCCGUGUUGGGAAGUUGCGUCUGUUGUCCUUGGUCACUGGCCUGGUCUGCUUGUGUGAUGCUGAUGUCAAAGACAAAUGCAAAUAUUUGUUCCAGCAGGUUUGUGGUGCGGAUGGACAGUGCGAUGCUGCCCACCUGAGCUCUUUACUGCAUGAGCUGAUCCAGAUUCCGCAGCAGCUGGGGGAGGCAGCAGCAUUCGGAGGGAACAACGUGGAACCCAGCAUCAACAGCUGCUUCAGAAUGGUCCCAGGGCGUCUCUCAGUAGGUGAGGGUGAUUUUUUAGAUUGGAUCGCUCUGGAGCCUCAGUCUGUCGUGUGGCUACCUGUCCUGCAGCGCGUCAGCCAAUCAGAACACACAAUGCACCACGUCCGCUGUUCAGUCUGCAGGCGCAGCCCCAUCCGCGGGUUCAGGUAUCGUAGCCUGAAGCAGUUCAAUGUGGAUAUCUGCCAGAGCUGCUUCUUGUCGGGACGUGCAUGGCGGGGUAAAACCCUCCACUACCCCAUCAUAGAGUACUACACUAAAAGUACGUCUGGAGAGAAGAUGAGGGCGUUUGCGGAGACGCUGAAGAAUAAGUUUCGCUCUAAACAAUAUUUCAGCAGACACCCUCAGAGAGGAUAUCUACCUGUUCAGUCCACUGUGGGACACGGAGAGGACGACAGUCCCAGCUCUUCUCCUAAGCUGCCACAUUCAGAGUCUAACUCCAGUACUGGGCCCUUUGCCUGCAGACUGGUUGAAAUGGAGAAUCAGAAUUGCUCCUUCUUCAACAACAGCCUCGAUGAGGAGCAGUACCCUCUGCAUUACUAUAGUCCAGUUCUUGAGCCGGAUGCCCUUCCCUGCCCUCACCUGCUCAAACACAACCACGCCUGCACGGAGCGGCCAGUUGCUCUGACCGUUCAACCUGAAUACGGUAACAUCUGCAUGGAAUGGCCAGUCACACCUAACUCAGAGCCUGAGUACACCAACAUCUGCAUGGACGCUCCACACCUGCACAACUGCCACACCUGUGUGAAGCCCCAACUCAGACAGGACCUACUGACUAACAGCCCAGGCCAGCAGAGUCGAGGGCAGCUGCAGCGGACCAUCAUCAUCCUGGAGCAGCAGAACAGGCUCCUGCAGGAGGAGUAUAGGAGGCUACAGUGGCAGCAGGCGGAGGCUGAAGCCCAGAGAUCACCGAGGUCACCCGGAAGUCAGAAAACUACAUUACAAGUGGAAAUGGAGAGGCGCAUGCUCACGCUGGAGGAACACAAGAAGCAGCUGGAGAGCCAAAUACAGCAACUCAGAACAUUACUGGUACAGGCCAGAGAUGACUCUGAAAACAGCAUUUCUACAGGAAGCUCCGCCUCCACCAGCUCGCAUGGGCCCCGCCUACCACACCUGCACAUUCAGCCCAGCUCGGAACCAACAGGUGAACGUGUUCAGGAAGACAUCCAGGGACAAACAGCUGACCACCUGCAACAGGUCAUCGAACAACUGAGGAAUGUCUUUCCCUUGGAGAGCGACAGCACUACUGCUCUGUAAACCACAGAACUGACACCGAACGUGGGCCGAUGCCAUCAUCAUAUUAGCACGAACAUUAUGGGCGACUGCAAACAUGGAGUGGACAGUCCAAA